GUUCCUCAAAUAUAGUUAUAUCUUUGAAAAAUUGACAAGAAGGAUGACAAUCUUUCUGUUUCUGGCCAUUUUCGUGGCUACAGCUCUGGCAGCCACGCCUGCAGAAUGGCGCUCUCAGUCGAUAUAUUUCCUGCUCACCGAUCGCUUUGCGCGAACGGAUAAUUCUACCACUGCUUCUUGUGACUUGAGCGCUCGGCAAUAUUGCGGUGGAUCCUGGCAGGGCAUCAUCAAUCAGCUGGACUAUAUCCAAGGAAUGGGCUUUACAGCGAUCUGGAUCACACCAGUAACUGCACAGAUCCCCCAAGAUACUGGUUACGGACAGGCAUAUCACGGAUACUGGCAGCAGGACGCUUAUGCCCUGAACUCCCAUUAUGGUACAGCAGACGAUCUCAAAGCUCUGGCUUCAGCUCUUCACUCACGGGGCAUGUAUCUCAUGGUGGACGUUGUUGCCAAUCACAUGGGUCACAAUGGUACGGGGAGCUCUGUGGACUACAGUGUCUAUAGGCCAUUCAACUCGCAAAAGUACUUUCACAACCUCUGUUGGAUCUCCAAUUACAAUAAUCAGACAAAUGUUGAAGACUGCUGGCUAGGUGAUAACACCGUUGCCUUGCCGGAUCUUGAUACUACCAGUACGGAGGUGAAGAAUAUGUGGUAUGACUGGGUCGAGUCUCUUGUCUCUAACUACUCCGUCGACGGCCUCCGCGUAGACACAGUCAAGAACGUACAGAAGAACUUCUGGCCCGGCUACAACAAUGCUUCAGGCGUGUACUGUAUUGGAGAAGUCUUCGAUGGGGACGCCUCAUACACCUGUCCUUAUCAGGAAGACUUGGACGGAGUUCUCAAUUACCCCAUGUACUAUCCACUCCUCCGGGCUUUCGAAUCCACCAACGGCAGUAUCAGCGACCUUUAUAACAUGAUCAACACCGUGAAAUCCACCUGCAGAGAUUCUACGCUUCUAGGGACCUUCGUCGAAAACCACGAUAACCCACGCUUUGCCAACUACACAAGCGACAUGUCCCUAGCCAAAAAUGCCGCAACAUUCACUAUCCUGGCUGACGGCAUCCCCAUCAUAUACGCCGGUCAGGAACAGCACUACAGCGGCGGUAAUGACCCCUACAACCGUGAAGCGACCUGGCUUUCAGGCUACAAGACCACCAGCGAGCUCUACACCCAUAUCGCCGCAUCGAACAAGAUCCGCACCCACGCUAUAAAACAGGAUACCGGAUAUCUCACCUACAAAAACUACCCCAUCUACCAAGACACCUCGACCCUUGCCAUGCGCAAAGGCUACAAUGGCACCCAAACUAUCACGGUCCUUUCCAACCUUGGCGCCUCGGGGUCCUCAUACACACUCUCCCUCCCAGGAACAGGCUACACAGCCGGCCAAAAGAUUACUGAAAUCUAUACCUGCACGAAUCUAACAGUCAACUCAAAUGGCUCGGUGCCAGUACCCAUGAAGAGCGGGUUACCGCGGAUCCUCUAUCCUGCAGAUAAGUUGGUUAAUGGAAGCUCAUUUUGCAGCUCUGCGAUCACUGUUUUCAAGGAUGCAGGAGGAGGCGUGUUGUUCUUGAGCUACACUGUAGUUUUUGCUCAGGUGCUUAUUGCUAUAAUGACGUGAUUGGGAUGUCUCAGAUGACAGUAUAUAUUAUUAGGUGACGUGAUGAUUCUAUGUGUAAUGGAUUCUUCAAGAUCAUUUUAUAUUAUUAGUAUCCAUAGUAUUCAUUUGCUUGC
Molecule: messenger RNA, 1731 nt
Organism: Aspergillus welwitschiae
Lineage: Eukaryota; Fungi; Ascomycota; Eurotiomycetes; Eurotiales; Aspergillaceae
Product: alpha-amylase
Exons: 11
Coding region: 44-1618 (524 amino acids)
Biological process (GO): carbohydrate catabolic process
Molecular function (GO): alpha-amylase activity; calcium ion binding
Source: RefSeq, a predicted model, not a curated record